Andrographis paniculata is the source of this 991-nucleotide messenger RNA. RefSeq lists its product as uncharacterized. The record is from RefSeq and is a predicted model, not a curated record. Bases 532 to 882 code for a protein of 116 amino acids. The transcript is spliced from 2 exons. Lineage: Eukaryota; Viridiplantae; Streptophyta; Magnoliopsida; Lamiales; Acanthaceae.
CUUGCAGUAGAACUAGAUUUUACACCAUGAUCAUCUCGCCAUCAACGACCCACCUGAAUCCGCCGCAAAUCUUCUUAAAUUUCCUUAAAAAAAACUCCAUCACACUAUUAUAAUUAAUUCCACGAACAACAACUAGCCUAGCUUCUUUCCUUAGUUGCCAAAAUUUGAAAAUCCGAUUCCCCAAUCCGUUUCUUUUCAGCCUUGAGAUUUCAAUUCGGCAUGGGCAGGGCAGGGCAGGGCAGGGGUAAUUAAUUUCAGGUCUUUUUAAAAAUACUAGUGUACAUCCGCAGCAGCAUCUACCUGCUUUUCAACGCCCAGCCUAAAUGUUUAAAUAAUCUCAAGUAGUGAGCUGAGCAGAGCAGAGCUACAGCAGCUUCCUGACUAAAUCAACGGCGCACUGUCUCGAUCGGGGUCAGAAUUUGGAAAAUUAAAGGAGACAAAGAGAGAGAUAGAUUCUUAAAUUAUCUGCUGUUCUGUGAGGGAGACAGAACGAGAUCGAUUGGGUUAUUUUCAUGGUACCACCGUAGAGAAAUGAUGGAUGCUGAUGAUAUGAAGAAUCAAAAGGGUGGUGUGAAGAGUGGCGGCAAUAAAGAGGGUGGGGAGAGUGAUGGUGAUGGGGAUGACGAAGAAUCAAGGGCUCUUUUACAUCCCCAUUCACCGGAAAUUGGGGGCUUAGGGUUAGGGUUUGGGUUAGGGUUAGACCAGUUGCCAUUGCCAAUGCCAAUGCCAAAGAAAUCUGAUCAGAAGCCAAAGAGGAAAGUUCAAUGGUUGGAUAAGAAUGGGAAUGGGGAUAAGCUUGCCCAGAUCUUGGAGUUUGAGCCAAGUGACAUAAGCGACUCGGAUGAGGAUGAAUCAGACUCUUGCAUCUGUACUAUAAUGUAGAUGCCAUAUUUUAUACACCUAUUUACUGUCUCUCUCUCUCUCUCUCUCCCUCUCUCAAUUGGCAAAAUGUGAAGUUAAUUUUCUUCCAGCUAAACCAUAAAGUUUGCUA